Cataglyphis hispanica is the source of this 3989-nucleotide messenger RNA. RefSeq names its product beclin 1-associated autophagy-related key regulator (gene Atg14). The record is from RefSeq and is a predicted model, not a curated record. The coding region runs from base 738 to 2189 and encodes 483 amino acids. NCBI's taxonomy places the organism in Eukaryota, Metazoa, Arthropoda, Insecta, Hymenoptera, Formicidae. The transcript has 9 exons. Gene Ontology annotation, biological process: autophagosome assembly; cellular response to starvation; mitophagy. Gene Ontology annotation, cellular component: mitochondria-associated endoplasmic reticulum membrane contact site; extrinsic component of phagophore assembly site membrane; autophagosome.
AUGCUUUAUAGUUUAUUUUUCGCGCCAUUUUCGCGUGCGACGUUUCGCGUCAACCGCGUUUUUCUCUCCUUUUCUUAUUUCGAUCAAGCUCCGUUAGCGUGAAUCGUUGGACAAAUUCCAAUUCUAUUCUAGUCAAACGCAAUAUUGGAAUACGCACGUUCAGAUUUCGCAUUCGACAGAUUCAACAUUAAAAAACUCUCAAAAUUCAUCAUUGUUACAGACAUUUGUUAGUGACGGAUAUCUGAUUGGUCCAACGUUUUUCGAGAUAUCAUCGAAAACUAUUCUUGGUUUGUAGCAAUAAUGUUAAUAAGCGAAAAUAAAUAUGUAGAAUUGAGAAAAAUGGGGAGUUAGAAAGAAGUAAAGUAAAAGCGAGAGAAAGAGAGCGAUACCGUAUCUCAUGAAUGGACAUAUUUCUGAGAAAGAAGAUAAAAAUAAAGAACUUAACAGCGACGCAGAAUGGGAUUUGAGAUUGUUCUUGAGGUGGUUGGACGACAAUCGCGCGUACACGAUAAUCGCGGACAUCUGGCGCGCGUGACUUGAGUACGAGAGAGAGAAGAUAGGCUUUAACUGAAAGUAAGGGAGAAAGAAAGAACACGACAAAGAGCAUCGUGCAAAGAGGAACGACGGCGGCGCGCGAGUAUAUACAGAGAAUCAGCUGAUGAGGCACAACACAACACAAGCCAGUCGGUGGACGAGGUGGAAGGCUAAUAGUUUUCUCAUUGCUGUUGUCGUUGGUUAUGGCGACGAGUAGCUCCGACGGCUCCUGCACGGCUCCCGCGGACUUUCAGCUCUCGUCCGAGCUGGAAGAUGCGUCGAGUCGUUUGAGCAUGAAUCUGCUCAAGUGCCCGUUGUGCCAUAACAGCCGUCGGAUUUUUUAUUGCCGUCAAUGUGUCCAAAACGGCGAUUUUAUACACUCGAACACCGUCUACUCGGAACGGUUCGCGGAUAAGCAGAUGCGGCUCGUACGACUGAAAGCUGCUAGAGCUCAAUUGGAGGAAAAGUGUAUCAAGGCUCUUGAGAGACAUAAACAAAGAGAUAAGCUGAUUUGUGAUAUAAAUGUAUGUAAAGAAAGAGUGAGACUACUUCAGUCUUUGGUAAAUGAGACAAAACAGAGCAUCAAUAGAGGUAAUCAACGUUUAAACAUUCUGAAAGAUGUCAACUCUCAGUUGACUCUGCGAGUGCCAAGACAUGAGGACAGAAUAGAGAAACUACAUCGCUAUGUUAAUGGUUUGAAAGUUAAACAGGAAAAACAGAAAGAAGCUGUGGAUAGAAAAAGGGAGCAAUUAAAGAAAGUUAUCAGAACUGCUGCCAAGCAAUUAAUUCAAUACAUUUUUCCAUUAUCUAAGGUUCAGCCAAAUAAAAGUUUGUGCAGCAGUGAUGAUAGUGACAGUACCACUUCGGACAUUGUCACUAGCGCAUUGGCGGAUGCAUCAGGUACAUCAUAUGUGCGUGGCAGAUGGAUAAGUGAGAAAGAGAAUUCUUUAGAAAUUCAUCAUUGUAUAGUUGAACCAACAUUGCCAGCAAUGGGAGAUUAUAGUGCUUAUUCUCUUUGGGUUGCAGCAAAUAAAGAUGGUGUGCCAGGUGCAAACAAAGAAAAUGCGAUGCACAAUCCAGCAUAUAAUAUUAGUGCUGCUUUAACUUAUGCUACACAAUUGGUUAACGUUCUUGCCUAUUAUGUUAAUGUAAGAUUACCGUACAAAGUCACUUGUGGAGAAUUUUGUGGAAAUGAACUGUCGGACCAAAAAUUUGCUAGAAAAGUAGCAAGGCUAAAUAGUAAUGUAUUACAUUUAUGUUUUACACAAAAUACUGAUAUAGAAGUUUUACAUCCCAUGCGUACAUUGCAAAAUCUGAUGCAUUUGCUCAAUACCGAAAUUAGUGAUCUUGGAAGAAUUGGGCCAAUGGAAGUCGAUCCAUCCAUAAUAGCACAACUUCAUAGUCAAUUAAUUCCUGAUUUGGAGAAUAGUGAUGAUUCAGCUUCUGAUGAAGAAGAUUUGUGUUGGGGAUGGGAAGCUGUAAGUCAUACUUCUGUACCAAGUAUCGUUUGUCCUGAAAUGACAGUACCUACUUCUGGUGCGAUGAUUAGUCAGCAAGCUUCUAGUAUGCAAGUGCAUCAGAGUGUCGCCGGUGGUUUGGUGACAAGUGCAGCAGCCAGUAUCGCCUCGAUUUGGCGAGGUUGGACUAAUAAAUAAUUUUUAUCUUUCAAUCAACAAUAAACUAUUUGUAUAUAUGUUCUUAUUAUAUAUUUCGAAUUCGUCAAAUCAAAGAGAGAAUAGAAAUUCUGAGGAAAUGCUUCAAAACAGAUAUGAUGUAAAGCGGUAUUUAUAUAAUAAUAUUUAUAUAUCGUGGGAAAGAGAGAGCAGCUAUAAUACAAAAGCAGAAUGUAUAUAUUAUAUAUGACUUUUCCUGACUUACACGUGACAUUUAAAGUAGUUCAAAUAUAUGCUGUGACAGAUUUUGUUAGAUCUGAGAUAUCUAACUUAAUUCAAAACUAAAGUAAAUAGAAGAGGAAUAGUAAAUAUAUAUGACUGUUUAAUAUAAAUUUAUGAACAUUUUAUAUUUCAAUGCACCACAGAUAAUAGUUUAGAUUGUGAUAUAUUAAAGUGGAUGUUUAUGGUAAAUAUAAAGCAGGAUGUAUAUUAAUUAGCACAGAUGUGUGUAUAUGUGUGGUGUGUGUAUAUAUAUGUAUGUGUGUGUGUGUGUGUGUGUGUGUGUGUGUGUGUGUGUGUGUGUGUGUGUGUGUGUGUGUGUGUGUGUGUGUAUAUAUGUACUCUUAUAGAAUUUAUUAUGGUAGAAUAUAUGAGAGUAUGCAAUGACUGCCUUUUCUAUGCUCAUUACAUUUGAUGUGAUUAUAUAUCCUAUGCUCAUUACAUUUGAUGUGAUUAUCCAUAUGAAAGAGAUAUAUUUCCCUGUAUUAAAAAUAUGUUAUUAAUAUAAUAUUUUUUAUAUUUCGGAGAACCCAUUUUUAAUGUAGCCGAUAUUGGCAUCUGGUUGUAUAACAAAUAAUAAUUUUUGAGCAUUUUGUGAGAUUGUGUUCAAUAUUUUGCAGUUUUUAGCAACAAAGAGCUUCAAUUGCAAUAACAUAAUAUAUUCGUUAUUAAAUAAUAUGGAAUUAAAAUUAAUAUAUUUAUUUGAUAUACAUCAAAUGUGAAUGCUAGAAUAUUUUGGUAUUACUGUGUAUGAAUAACACAUCCAUUAUAUUACUUAUGGGUGACUAUUGUGUAACAUUGUUUAUAUUUUCUACCAUAUAACAUAAAAAUAAGAUUUGUUAAACAUUUCAUACUUAAUAAUAUAAGAGACAAGUAUUAUAAAGCAUACAUAACAUUAAUUGGACUCGAUUACAUUAAGUAUAUUAAAAUGAGAGCAUAGUGUGUAAAUAGUAUUGUGGUCAUUGUGGAAUAUAUGAUUAUCUACUAGACAUUCUAGCACAAUUCUACAAAAUAGGUAAUUAAAAUAAUACUAAGUUAAUUUAACCCAAUCAGUCUAAAUUUUAUUUUAUUUUUGUACAGCGUAUUGAAUUAAGCUUCACAUUUUUAGAUAAGAAAAUAGUAACUUGUAUCGGGCCAUUUAAUAUUGCAGAAAAGGCCAAGAUGAAGAUAGUUAAUUUAUUGACAAUUGAAAUUUCUUAACACAAACAUAGACAUAAUCUAUUUCAUAAUUAUGAUAAAAAUGCUUUUUAUGCAGCAUUUGUACUAUCAAACAUUGAAAUUUCUUAUAAGUUAUUUUUUAGAUACUAUAAGAAUGAAAAUAUAUGAAAAAAGAAGGCGUUGAGGAUAGAUAAAUAGACAUUCAUUAUAUUAUUACAUAAUUUUCUUAUACUUAUAUCCAAUUUUCUAAAUAAUGUUAUAGAAUUUUACAACACAUAUGACAGAUAGGAAAGGCAUUUUACAAAUUACAUAAUAUAUGAAAAUGUUGACAAACAUGAAUUUACCUACAUAUGUAAUUUAGCAAACAAUUGUAUAUCUAAUUUAAUGAUGUGUAUAAAAAUAAUG